AUGCCGAAAGAUUUUCUGAAAGAUACACAGGACGAAUAUGACGUUGUCGUCAUUGGUAGUGGCCUGGCAGGGCUAACGGCGGCGAAUACGCUGGCUCGUCAAGGACGAAGCGUGCUGCUCUGCGAACAGCAUUACAAACUUGGUGGCAUGGCCACUUGGUUCAAGCGACCUGGCGGGCACAUCUUCGACAUCUCGCUGCAUGGUUUCCCAAUCGGGAUGAUCAAAAGCUGCAAGCGUUAUUGGACGCGUGAGAUCGCCGAUUCGAUCGUGCAGUUGAAAAACAUUCGCUUCGACAACCCGAUGUUUUCGCUGUCGACGACGUUCAACCGUGACGACUUCACGAAGUUGUUGAUCACUGAGUUCAAGCUGCCGGAAGAAACAGUUAAAGCGUUCUUCGACACCGCGCGCGGCAUGAAUUUCUACGAUGAUCAGGGGACGACGACGAAGGAGCUCUUCGAGAAGUUCUUUCCCGGCCGCGAAGAUGUCGUGCGUCUAUUGAUGGAGCCGAUAACCUAUGCCAACGGCUCGACGCUGGAAGAUCCCGCGAUCAGCUACGGGAUUGUCUUCUCGAACUUCAUGAGCAAAGGGGUGUUCACCUUCCAAGGGGGAACCGAUCGCCUGAUCACGUUGAUGCACGAAGACUUGAUCAAGUCAGGCGUCGACGUGCGUAUCAAUGUGGAUGUCGAGAAGAUCAAUCUCGAAAACGGCAAAGUCCGAAGCAUCACUGCCAACGGGAAGACGAUCAAGUGCAAGUCGAUU
This is a messenger RNA of Symbiodinium sp. CCMP2456, 759 nucleotides long. The record is from the annotation of a GenBank genome assembly. NCBI's taxonomy places the organism in Eukaryota, Dinophyceae, Suessiales, Symbiodiniaceae.